GCGAGCCAUCAGUGACAACCUGGUCUCUGAACCACUGGUCAUACCUUUCCUGCCUUCUGUCUUCCUGCCAUCUAAAGAGUUGUUACUGUCUGACAAGCAGAGUUGGAUCAUGCUUCCUGUCAUCGGGAUUCCACAAGUACUCUCCCACAUUCAGGUAUUCUCAAGUAAUGAGUUGAUCAUGUCAGUGGCCGAAGCGAAACGACCUGACGCAACCACUGUUAUGUUCCAAGUGACCAUCCUCUCUCUUGCCCCCACCACCCAGGGUGAGCGACAGCUCUACGUCUACGUCUACUCUCCCCUCACUGGCCAGAACAUUACAGUACCUGUGCUUCUGAAUGUGAGAGGAGGGACGAUAUCAGCUCCUUGUAUUGUCCAACCGGCUGCCAUCUGGUACACUUACCUGGAGUCUUUGUGGGGCACAGCGACUUCUCUCAUCUCCAUCUUUGUCAUCAUCGUUGUCCUCUGGUAUUCAAAUAUAUUCAAUUGGACCAGACUAAUGUACCCCCCGCCUUCGGUUUAUGCUACAAGCACACCAAACACUACACCAAUAUAUCGUAAUGGAUCACCACAACUGUCCGAACAUCGGUCUUUCCUCUACCGACAGCCGUUCUCAGACACAGAACCUGUCUACGGUGACCCGAAUCUGUCUCACUCUCCUGAGGUUACACGGAGAACUCGGAGAUAGUCUGUCCUGUCAUUCUGUGCCUUAAACAACAGAUAUGUCAACAUUGUAGUUGUUGUACUUAUACUGUAUAGACUGUGUUCACUGAUAGUUUUAUCGUAGUUGUACAUUUUAAUCCUCUGCACCCAUAAUAGGUCACAAUUUUGUUUUGGUCCACUAUGUGUUAUACAAAUGUCAAAAUUUGCAAAAUGGACUGUAUUUUGAUUUAAAAUUAUAAACUACUUCAUAUUUAAAAGUUUUAAACAUUUAAUAAGCCAAAUUCCUGCAACCUCUUUGGCGACUAGUUAAUGGUUAGAUUAUAUAGUUUUGCUAAAAAGUAAUAUCAAAUCAUGUAACAUUUUUUAGAUAUCUGAAAAUAAAUUAAAAUUACGCAAUGUACCAGUUGCGAUUUUACGGAACUAAUUGCCAAACAUUCAACAUUAUUGGGUUACUAAGUUUUAAACCACAAAAGGGUGAAAUGCGUGCAGCGGAUUAAAAUUAGUAUUAUUUUUGUAAGCUUUCUUUUAGUGUAAAUAAAGAUUUAUGUGUUCAUUUUAGUCAACGACUCACUUAACUUUUGAGACAUGAAUAUCUAGUAAUAUAAUGUAUAUGGUAACCUUAAAAGUUAUUAAUAUUUAUCAGAUUUCAUUUGUGUAACAAGUAUGACUUAGUGAUAAGAUAAAACAAAUACAAACAAUUUUGCUAGUCCAAGAAUUUAACAUGUUUUCUACAUUGUUUGUGAACUGGUUGUGAAAAAAUCUAAAAUUGAUUGUUUGGCUUUAAGAGGUUGUACAACUUCAAAGUGUAGGUUUAGGCACUAUUUUUUAUCUAUUAACGGAGAUGUUACUGUUAUUUAUUUAUUUUUAUUGAUGUGUUGUAAUAUUGCCAAAGCAAUCUAGUAGGUUACCACAUAAUUAAAACAUUCAGCUCUUAUGAUGUAACUGAGGUGUAAGGUUGGAGGAAUUAAUUAAUUGCAUUGCAAUUUAAAUUUGUUAUUUUAUUUUUCCUUUCUCCCAGAGUAAUGCAAAUAAAUGCAGCAACAAAAUGGUUUCAUUUUUACUUUUUAAUUAAUACAUUUAAUAAAUAUACAAGUUCAGUUAUUUUGUUUUGAUAUUACAAGUAAAUUGUUUUCACUUAAUUCAUAUGUUGCAUCUUACCUUACAAUUUAGCCUUCUUUAUAAUUUUAGUGUAUUUAAACUGUUAUAAUUGUGCUUUUGUUACUGAAAAAAUUAAUGUUAUACUUAAAUUAUUUAUGGAUAAUCUCAGGAUCAUUUUUAUUGACCUAAUUAAAUAUUAUAGCAUACACUCAAACAAUCCAAUGUAGUAUGUCUUAAGGUGACAUGUUCCGGUAGAUCAUUAUUACUUCAUUGUUGGACCUCUAAAGGAGGUGAGAGAUGUCUUUAUUAUAUAGUUAAAAAAUACUCACACAUAAAUAAGUAAAUAAAAAAAAGAACAAAACACAUUGUGUUGUAUAGUUCAUGUAAGCAGUUGUAAUGGCAAAAAGUGGAUGUCUGGAGUUAUGUAAUAAUACCUGCAGUCACUUACAUGUAUUAUGUGCAAUUGUAUGUUGUGCUUUUUAUUAGUUUGUUUAUGUGUUGUGCAUUUUCAAACAUUAUGAUAAAAUCAUCAAUCACCGCGGCUACAGAGCCUUCAAAAACACACCUAAUGAUGUACUGUAUAUGAUUGAUUGACGAUGAGCUCUAAUACCUCUUUUUAAUCCAAAAUCUUUUAGCUUGACUAAUGAGUAAUAUUGAUCUACAAUUUCCAACUUAUCCAAAAUGAUGAGUUUAAUUGUAAAAGUGUUUAGAGCAGGAAAUGAUAUAGGUAAAAUAAGCAAACCCUUCUGCUGCCAACCGAAGCUGAAAGCAGACUUUGGGAAAUUGCAUAUUUUUACCACACUUUCAAAAAUAAACUACAAACAACACUGUCAGAGCUUUAGUUUAAAGCUAACUGUUUAUUGUUAAACAAUCAUUUUAACUUUGUUGUAAAGAGUUUCCAAGUAUCCUUUUGUAUAUUAAAUGUGUAGUUAGUGUAACUCUUAAGUAUUGUGAAUUUUGCUACAAGCCUUUAAUAUGUAAUACAUUUCAGAAAAUAAAAUUCUUUUUUAAAUAA
Messenger RNA from Homalodisca vitripennis (glassy-winged sharpshooter), 2773 nucleotides. RefSeq lists its product as uncharacterized. The transcript is spliced from 5 exons. The coding region runs from base 110 to 685 and encodes 191 amino acids. The record is from RefSeq and is a predicted model, not a curated record. Lineage: Eukaryota; Metazoa; Arthropoda; Insecta; Hemiptera; Cicadellidae.